Capsicum annuum is the source of this 1134-nucleotide messenger RNA. RefSeq names its product guanine nucleotide-binding protein subunit beta-2. Gene Ontology annotation, biological process: G protein-coupled receptor signaling pathway. Gene Ontology annotation, cellular component: heterotrimeric G-protein complex; cytoplasm. Lineage: Eukaryota; Viridiplantae; Streptophyta; Magnoliopsida; Solanales; Solanaceae. Gene Ontology annotation, molecular function: protein binding; signaling receptor complex adaptor activity. The record is from RefSeq and is marked provisional.
AUGUCAGUAGCAGAGCUGAAAGAGCGGCAUAUGGUCGCUACUCAGACUGUAAAUGAUCUCCGUGAAAAACUUAAGCAGAAACGUCUUCAAUUACUCGACACUGAUGUUGCUGGGUAUGCAAGGUCACAAGGUAAAACUCCGGUUACCUUUGGCCCAACAGAUCUGGUUUGUUGUAGGAUCCUGCAAGGACACACAGGAAAGGUCUAUUCACUGGACUGGACUCCUGAAAAAAAUCGUAUAGUCAGUGCAUCCCAAGAUGGUAGAUUAAUAGUGUGGAAUGCUCUCACAAGCCAAAAAACCCAUGCAAUUAAGCUUCCAUGUGCUUGGGUUAUGACCUGCGCCUUCUCUCCUAGCGGACAGUCUGUUGCUUGUGGUGGCCUUGACAGUGCCUGCUCUAUCUUCAACUUAAAUUCACCGAUCGAUAAGGAUGGGAACCAUCCAGUAUCGAGAAUGCUUAGUGGGCAUAAGGGGUAUGUGUCAUCGUGUCAGUAUGUUCCAGAUGAGGAUACUCACCUAAUAACUAGUUCUGGCGAUCAAACAUGUGUACUUUGGGAUAUAACUACUGGCCUAAGAACUUCUGUGUUUGGAGGUGAGUUUCAAUCUGGGCACACUGCAGAUGUAUUAAGUGUCUCAAUUAGUUCAUCUAACCCCAGACUGUUUGUGUCUGGGUCCUGUGACACAACUGCUCGACUGUGGGACACCCGAGUUGCUAGUCGAGCUCAACGAACAUUUCAUGGUCAUGAGGGAGAUGUUAAUACUGUAAAGUUCUUCCCUGAUGGUAAUCGCUUUGGAACUGGUUCAGAUGAUGGAACCUGCAGAUUAUUUGACAUCAGAACUGGACACCAGCUGCAAGUAUACUACCAGCCGCAUGGUGACAGUGAUAUCCCUCAUGUGACUUCCAUGGCAUUUUCUAUCUCAGGCCGUCUUCUCUUCGUCGGGUACUCUAAUGCAGAUUGUUACGUGUGGGACACCCUAUUAGCAAAGGUGGUCCUAAACUUGGGAGCAGUUCAAAACUCUCAUGAAGGGCGAAUAAGUUGCCUGGGACUGUCAGCUGAUGGAAGCGCCUUAUGUACAGGAAGUUGGGAUACUAACCUGAAGAUUUGGGCUUUUGGUGGGCACAGAAGUGUGAUCUGA